Molecule: messenger RNA, 1551 nt
Organism: Boleophthalmus pectinirostris (great blue-spotted mudskipper)
Lineage: Eukaryota; Metazoa; Chordata; Actinopteri; Gobiiformes; Gobiidae
Gene: gabrzb
Product: gamma-aminobutyric acid receptor subunit pi
Biological process (GO): chemical synaptic transmission; monoatomic ion transmembrane transport; signal transduction
Cellular component (GO): synapse; membrane; GABA-A receptor complex
Molecular function (GO): GABA-A receptor activity; extracellular ligand-gated monoatomic ion channel activity; neurotransmitter receptor activity
Source: RefSeq, a predicted model, not a curated record
AUGUCCCACCAGGAGAAGGCCCAGAGGAAGACCAAGGACACGCUGGAGGGACUAUGUCUCCCGGCUGGCCUGGGAUCGCCUCGGAGCUGGAGAUCCGUGAAGUGUGGAAGAGAGGCAGAAGAAGCUGGUUUUGAGCUCUACCCCAAUAAUGAUGGCAGCGUGAUGGACCCCAGAGAGCGGUGGAGGAUAAUGAGAAGUCAGGUUAUAAGGUUGUUGGAGAGCUCGAUGCUGAACGCAGAAGUGAAAGAGGGCGAGAUCCUGCCUCCCACCAUCCAGAGACUCAUGAAAGGAUACAACAAGUACCUGAGGCCCUUCUUUGACAACGGCCCUGUGACGGUGGGAAUGAGCCUGGACAUCGCCAGCAUCGACACCAUCUCAGAAAUCAAUAUGGACUACACAGCCACCAUCUUCCUCCGUCAGCGCUGGACUGAUGAGCGGCUGGUGUUUGAGGGGAACAAGAGCCUGAGUCUGGACGGGCGCCUGGUGGAGCUGCUCUGGGUCCCGGACACGUUUAUAGUGGACUCCAAGAAGUCCUUUCUCCACGACAUCACUGUGGAGAACAGGCUGAUCCGGAUAUUCCCCAAUGGAACCGUCCUCUACGCUCUCAGGAUCACCACCACAGUGGCCUGUAACAUGGACCUCACCAAGUACCCCAUGGACAAGCAGACGUGCACGCUGCAACUGGAGAGCUGGGGCUACAACAUAAACGAUGUGAUGUUCUACUGGACCAGAGGGAACGAGUCUGUGAGUGGGCUGGACUCUCUGCAGCUGGCUCAGUACACUGUGGAAGACCACUACACCUCUGUGUCUGAGGCCAUUUACGAGACAGGGCAUUACCCGAAGCUGGUGUUCCACUUCGAGCUGAAGAGGAGCAUCCUGUACUUCAUCCUGGAGACUUAUGUGCCCUCCAGCCUGCUGGUGGUGCUGUCCUGGGUCUCCUUCUGGAUCUCGCUCUCCUCUGUCCCGGCACGCAUCUGUAUAGGCGUGACCACAGUGCUGACCAUGACCACCCUGAUGAUGGGCGCCCGCACCUCUCUGCCCAACGCAAACUGCUUCAUAAAGGCCAUAGACGUGUACCUGGGCAUCUGCUUCAGCUUCAUCUUCGGUGCUCUGAUCGAGUACGCCGUGGCCCACUUCUGCACCCUCACCAGCACCGACUCCCACAUGCUCAUGUACAGCCACCACCUCCACGACCUGGACGACGAGAUCAACGGCAUCGUCACCACCAUCUCCAGCCACGCCGCCGCCGCCAACCGCGCCAAGAGACGGGCCAAGGAGCAACCCGCCGCGCCCGCCACCACCCCCGCCUCCACCGAACUGACAGUCACCCCCUCCUCCCCCUCCGGCAGCGAGCCCAAGCCCGAGCCGGCCCCGCCCGAACACACCCACUGGUGCAUCACCGCCCUGGCGACCCUGCGCAAACUCCUCCGCUCCAUAAAGUGCUGCACCGUGGAAAACCCCCAUCACAUAGACAACUACUCCCGAAUCACGUUCCCUCUCUCGUUCGUCAUAGUCAACCUGCUCUACUGGACAUACUACCUGUAUUUUUAG